Molecule: messenger RNA, 291 nt
Organism: Haemonchus placei
Lineage: Eukaryota; Metazoa; Nematoda; Chromadorea; Rhabditida; Trichostrongylidae
Source: the annotation of a GenBank genome assembly
AUGGGCAUUUGGAAAAAGGACAAGUCGGAUAGCAAAACAGAAUCAACAUCAAUUCCGGAAGGAGAUUAUGAACGCGGGAAAAAGCUUUUUAAGUACCGUUGUGCCCAAUGUCAUGCGAUCAAUACGACCAGAAGCAUGGCUGGACCAACUUUGCACGGGUUGUUUGGACGAACUUCUGGCACCGCACCUGGCUACGUCUAUUCUGAAUCAAACAGAAAAACAGUUCGUUUUUGGGCUUCUCGGAAUACUAGUUCUGCCAGAGAGCGCUACUCACAGUAUUCCGCGUCAUAA